This is a messenger RNA of Lineus longissimus, 2657 nucleotides long. RefSeq names its product protein-glucosylgalactosylhydroxylysine glucosidase-like. The record is from RefSeq and is a predicted model, not a curated record. Gene Ontology annotation, molecular function: hydrolase activity, hydrolyzing O-glycosyl compounds. The coding region runs from base 291 to 2438 and encodes 715 amino acids. NCBI's taxonomy places the organism in Eukaryota, Metazoa, Nemertea, Pilidiophora, Heteronemertea, Lineidae. The transcript is spliced from 12 exons. Gene Ontology annotation, biological process: carbohydrate metabolic process.
AUACACGUACUUUGGAUUGACCUGUAUUUGAGCCCCUCACCAGAAAUAUAAGAAAAUAAUGCAGAUAUUCAGCAACAUGUCUCACAUUCAGUUGUUCUGUUCCAGGCUCCUGUGGUUCAAGGAUCCCUCUGUCUCUCUUCCUGUUCUGUUUUGUGCUGGCAACAAGAUCAGAAACGGUCAUAUCUGAGAUCCCAGAUAAUGGAACAGAAAGUGGAGAUGGCACUUCCGAUUCCAUCCAUGAGAGUUUGCACAGGGGGAUAGAGGAGAUAUCGGGGACUUUGAAUAUAUCUAUGUACACUCAGAUUCAUGAUGGGAGGUCCUAUGCCGUGAGGUCUGCUGCUCUGCCCUCGAUCGAGCAUCUCAUCCCUCAAGAUGCUUUCAUCAUAUCUAAUGAGACGCUGCCAGAUGCAUGUUUCAUGACGAGUGUUGGUAAUGGUCACGUUGGCACAGUUGUGGACAGCGAUACAAUCCUGAUGAAUGGGUUUUAUAAUGGACGAGGGGGGCACAGUCACAGGGCAAGGAUUCCCUCAAUGGUGUCCUGCAUCAUUGACAGAUUCGAACCGAGAUUUAAUGUGGAACCAAGGCGUUUAUACACGCUUAACAUGAUGAAUGGAAUGUACUUGGAGACGAUCUACGGUGAUGACUUCAUCUUAGAGAAGAAGGUCUACGCCCACCGCCAAAAGACCCAUCUACUUGUGACUGAGAUCGAUGUCAUCAGGAUACACAAGGAAAACCAGACGGCCUUGAAAGUGUUUUUGAAAAACAACAAAGGCAAGAAAAGUUAUGAUAUCCGAUUUGAUCGUCGAAGUAAUCGUCGGAAGUACAUGCGUGGUACAACAUACACCUCAGAAACGCUGACAUCCGGUCGCCAAAGCAUCCACAUUUACUAUGAUCCCUUGCUGUCAUCCUUGGUUGUGCCACCUGUCCCAUCCACUGAGAAAGCGCAGCGCAUCAAGUGGUUGUUCUAUGCUUCUUUUGCUCAAGACAGACGGGAUGCCAGGAGGUCAUAUGCAUUAGCCAUCAUCCAUUCACUAACAGACAAGCUCCUACAGUCGCAUGUCGCUGCCUGGCAUGCCCUGUGGACCAGGAGCGCUAUCAUCUUGGAGGGUAACCUCCCCCUGGCCCGGGCCGUGUCUGGAGCCAUGUACUACAUCCUCAGCAGCAUCCAGCUGGAGUAUGAUCCAUCUGAUCCUUUCAUUGGGUUGAGCCCCUCAGACCUGGCGCAUGGGGAUACAUCAGAGGAUUAUCUUGGGCAUGUGUUCUGGGACCAAGACACGUGGAUGUACCCUGGUGUUCUAAUGAUGUUCCCUGACUUGGGCAAGCUCCUCCUCCGCACAAGGUUACGCACCCUGGCAGCAGCUAAAGAAAACGCCAAGCUGAAUGGAAAUAUUGGAGCUCAAUUUCCUUGGGAGAUUGCUUACACUGGUCAUGAGGUUUGUCCCGGUGAAGUCUAUGCAAAGAAUGAGAUCCACAUUUCUGGAGACAUAUCCUUUGCCUUCAGACAGUACAUGUGCAUGACAAAAGAUGUUGACUUCUAUGUUGAGGAAGGCGGCCGUGAGCUUGUUACCGCUAUCAGUCGAUUCUGGGACGGUAGAGUCAGCUACGAUCAGAACAAGAGGAAGUUUGAAAUCCUCAGUGUGAUGCCUCCAGAUGAAAUGCGCCAAUCCAUUCAUAACUCGGUCUACACUAACUAUGUGGCAAGCCUUGCUCUGAGAGCUGAUGAGGACAUCAGUCGAUCUCUUCAGAUCAACUCGACCGGUGACCCCAACUGGCUCAAGAUAGCAGAUGACUUGGUUAUUCUGUUUGACGAAGAUGAACAGUUCCAUCCAGAAUUCGAAGGAUACAGGCGAGGUUACCCCAUCAAACAAGCAGACGUGAUCCUGUUGGGAUUCCCACUCAUGAUGGACAUGCCUGAACAUGUCAGAAGGAACGAUCUCACGUUUUAUGAUGCGGUGACCGACCCAGAAGGUCCAGCAAUGACGUGGACCAUGUCAGCUAUCGGGUGGUUAGAGCUGGCUGAGUAUGACAAGGCGCAUACACUUCUCAUGAAGAACAUGAAACAUGUCCAGCAACCUUUCCAGGUUUGGAGUGAGGUGAUAGGUGGACAGGGAGGAGUCAACUUCAUCACGGGCAUGGGAGGACUUCUACAGUCGAUGAUAUUUGGAUACGGUGGUUUCAGGAUCAGACAGGACCACCUCGAGUUCAAUCCAAGUCUUCCUGACCAAGUCACCAGGUUGACUCUCACUGGUAUUAGUUAUCAAGGAGGUGUGUUUACCUUCUGUAUCCAGGAGGAUGGACUGGAUAUCACAUUGACCAGUACGCAAGAUCAUUUCCAACUGUUUAAUGUGAUAACUUUAUCAACAGGACGAGAGGAUAUAUUGCACUGUGAUAGACCUCACAGGAUCGGCCUUGAGAAGGCAAAGAUAAUUCGACUGUAGGGUAAAGUGGGGCAGGUUAAUUAUUCUGAGUCUGGACUUCCGAAAAUCAUUGUUUAUCGUCCCAAAUGUGGUUAAUAUUGACGGCUACUAGUGCUGCACUGCACCAAUCUGUUGUGUGAAUGAACUGUCACGAAUUACUAGAUGUAUGUUAGUUAUUACCCUAUAGUUGGGCUGAUUGGCAAAUAAUGAUGUGAUGAAUAAAUUGAAAUAUUGCAACUC